Molecule: messenger RNA, 945 nt
Organism: Rhizoctonia solani
Lineage: Eukaryota; Fungi; Basidiomycota; Agaricomycetes; Cantharellales; Ceratobasidiaceae
Product: NADPH-dependent methylglyoxal reductase GRE2 protein
Exons: 8
Coding region: 1-945 (314 amino acids)
Molecular function (GO): oxidoreductase activity, acting on the CH-OH group of donors, NAD or NADP as acceptor
Source: RefSeq, a predicted model, not a curated record
AUGACCGUUUCCAACGUACUUUUGACUGGAGGCAAUGGAUUCAUUGCUGUCCACAUCUUGCUCCUACUAUUAAAACAUGGACACAACGUAACUACGACUGUGCGCUCAGAAAGCAAGACCACACAUCUACGCAAGACAUUCCCCGAAGCUACCGAGAGUGGUCAACUCAAGUUUGCGAUCAUACAGGAUAUGACUGCUCCAGGUGCCUUUGAUCAAGUCUUCAAGGACAAUGCUUUCGACUCUGUCUUGCACACGAGCAGCCCGCUCGUGUUUGGCGUUGAAGACCCGGAGAAGGACAUUUUACAGCCAGCUAUCAAAGGAACUACCGAGAUACUCAAAUCUACAAAAGAACACGGCUCCAAAGUCAAACGAGUUAUCAUCACAUCUUCCUUUGCAGCUUUGGCAAAUAGUAGUGUCGACUCUACUAAGCAUGUAUACUCCGAAAAGGAUUGGAAUCCGAUUACAUACGAAUAUGCAGUGCAGAAUCCGGAAGUUGCCUACUUUGCUUCCAAGGCGCUCGCUGAAAAGGCUGCUUGGGACUUUGUGGAAAAGGAGAAACUACAGUUUGAUCUUGUCACCAUAUGCCCUACAAUGGUAUAUGGUCCUGCUCUUCAAGAGCUCCAAUUUUACCAAAUCUUCAACGGUCAAAACAAUGAUUUGAAAGGGAAUGGAGUCUGGUUGUGGGUUGAUGUGAGAGAUGUUGCAGAGGCACACGUUGCUGCUCUGGAGAAACCCGAAGCAGGCGGAAAACGAUUCCUCUUGGCUGAAGGAAACUUUAAUGUUGGGCAAGUAGCCAACUACAUCUGGGAGCACUAUCCCGAACGGGCUAAAGCCAAGGGUAUCCCAAGAAGCACCCAGUUUUCUGGGUACCCUCCCGAAGGAGUCUACUCGGCCGAUACCAGUGCUUCAAGAGAUAUACUUGGUAUUAAGUAUACCAAGAAUUGA